CAGGGUCUGACCCUGGACUGGCCCACACUGGGUCCAGUGCAGGGUUCAGCCAGGGUUGGCUUCAGUUGACAGGGGGAGGAAUUCAUUUGACCGAAAUACUCUCUUCUCUUCUGGGCUGUUGGUUUUUCAAGUGCAACAAAGAUUCAAUACAGCUCUAAGGAAGGAGCCAAGAGAAACAUUCCAUGCCCAAGUGAGACCCCGGAAGUGACACCCCGGAACACAGCUGAGAAACGGGCUCCAGCUGGGUGCCAGCAAGCUCAGGACUGGAAUGUGACUUCCGGCAGUGUGCAGGUGCUCCUGGGUCACCUGCUUUGUGGUCCAGCCUCCCGCCCUGCCCCAGGUGACCACAUGAUCACCGUGGACUUCGCCUUGAAACCUUUUUGGAGGAAAAUAAGCCUGACCUUGGGGCUGGCGGCCAGUGGGCACUGCCCUGGUCCAAGGCUGCUGCUCUUGACCUCUGCUCUGCGGCUGUUUUCCAUUGGAGAAGAGGCUCCUCCUGUCCCGCCCGUGGAGGAAAGCAAACCUCCCCCUGGGCCAGAGCGAGGAGAAAGGGAAGACAGGAGGCAACUCUGUGGACUGGUGAUGACAGGCUCUUCAGCUCCCUGCAAGUGACCGAGCCUGGGGAACAGGUUGGAAAGUCUCGGCUGUGUCUUGACCUCUGAGAGCCUGUCCCAGAUGACUUGGGCAGACCAUCUGCUGGACCAAGUUCUCACCCCAGCCACUCUCACUUUGCCUCAGGGCAUGGCGCAGGCACACCUGAGUCCCCAGCCCAGCGCUGCCCCCAGCCAGCCCCGUGUGUUCAAGCUGGUUCUCCUGGGAAGUGGCUCCGUGGGCAAGUCCAGCCUGGCUCUCCGGUACGUGAAGAAUGACUUCAAGAGUAUCCUGCCUACGGUGGGCUGUGCGUUCUUCACAAAGGUGGUGGAUUUGGGCACCUCCUCUCUGAAGCUUGAGAUCUGGGACACAGCUGGCCAGGAGAAGUACCACAGUGUCUGCCACCUCUACUUCAGGGGUGCCAAUGCUGCAGUUCUGGUGUAUGACAUCACCAGGAAGGAUUCCUUCCACAAGGCUCAGCAGUGGCUGAAGGACCUGCAGAAGGAGCUGCAGCCGGGAGAAGUCCUGGUGAUGCUGGUCGGCAACAAGACGGACCUCAGUGAGGAGCGGGAGGUGACCUUCGAGGAAGGGAAGGAGUUUGCUGACAGCCACAAGUUGCUGUUCAUGGAAACUUCAGCUAAACUGAACCAUCAGGUGUCGGAGGUGUUCAGUGCCGUGGAGAUGGAGUCUGACUGUCACCCAGGCUGGAGUGCAAUGGCAUGAUCUCAGCUCACUGCAAUCUCUGCCUCCCAGGUUUGAGCGAUUCUCCUGCCUCAGCCUCCUGAGUAGCUGGGACUACAGGCAUGCGCCACCAUAGCCACCUAAUUUUUGUAUUUUUUAGUAACAAUCGGGUUUCACCAUGUUGGCCCAGCUGGUCUCCACCUCCUGGCCUCAGGUGACUCACCUGCCUCCACCUCGGAAAGUGCUGGGAUUACAGGUGUGAGCCACCACAUCUGGUCCUGGGGUCAGAUUUCAACAUGAGGUUUGGAAGGGACAAAUAUCCAAACGGCAGCAACCCAGCCCCUGUUUGGGAAGAAAAACCCCACAAAAUGUUUUCCUGUUGGGUCUCUUUCUGGACACUGCUGGGGCAAGGUUAUUUCAAGUAUUUUUGGAAGGUGAUGUUGGUUUUCAUCCUUGCCCUUGGGACUCUGAUAAGCAGGUGUGAGUUUUAAACAAGACGUUGUUAUCCACCUGGAAAACGUGGCAUCAUUAUUGGCUGCUGUAAGGAUCAAGGCAGCAGAAAGCAAAGUGCCUUCCAUUUGAUGCUGAGCUUCAAGGGGAAAGGGCUCUGUGCCUGGAGCUUCCCUGGCUCCACCAGGCUUCCCUCUGCUCUCGUUCACUUGGCAUAGAGAUGCCAGGCUGUGACCUUCAGUGGGGUCCAGACCAUGGGGAGCCCUGCCAGGGGGCCAGGGAGAGGACACAGAGACCUCAGAGAGGGUGCGGGGCACAGCCCCUCCUGGCCAGCCUGCGUUUCUCAGCGUGCAAACCACAGUUUCAUAACAGUUCCUCCCUCAUGAUCCCUGGCCUCGUUAUCCUAACAGGAGGAGCCACCUGGAUCCACUGGGCCCCUGGAAGAUCCAUCUUUCAAUCUUGGGGACAAGGAGCCUCUUGGGUCUCCCUUGGAGUGUGGUUUUCUGGGGCUAGUGUGACUGAAAUGACCUUCUCACGUGAACUUUACUAGACAAAUGCAGACCAGAUUUCACAUACCUCUCUCAUGAGCUCCAAGAAAAGCUAAAGGAUGAAAACAGUAGCUUCUGAGAGCACUUGUUCCCUUGGUUUUCACGAGCACUGUCCUCACGAUUUCACAGGUGAAAUCCGACUCUGUUAUUGCUAUGCACAUUGCAAUUUACAGGUGCUAAUAAAGUUGGACCAUUUUCCAUGCAAGGAUUCCCUCGCCGAUGAAGAACAUGAAGUGUGAGUCCCCAGUGUGCUAGGCUGUGUCCUCGUGCCCCUGUGUCAGCGGGCCCUGAGCUGGGGUGGGGACCCACCUUGGGGGCGGCAGGAGGCUGGGGUUGCCCGUGGCCACCAGACGGCGCUCCAGCAUUGCGUAAGGCCGGCCCCACGGUCCUAGGGUCCUGAGUGCUUGCUCUGCCAAAGAGCAAAACGGGGGGGGCCCUCAGAGGAACUGCAGAAGAGUGGCCGGAUGAUGCUGACGGGGAGAAACACCAGGGGGGUUUGUAGGGUGCCUGGAUGCCUGACUGCGUGUUUCCCCCUCUGUCUUGGCGGCUACUGUGGCUAUGCCAGAAUUUAUUAUUAAAAUCUAUCCUUUUGCUCUCCA
Messenger RNA from Callithrix jacchus (white-tufted-ear marmoset), 2869 nucleotides. The record is from RefSeq and is a predicted model, not a curated record. NCBI's taxonomy places the organism in Eukaryota, Metazoa, Chordata, Mammalia, Primates, Cebidae.